UAUUGAUCACAUGAUGAUUCUAUCACCGCUGUCAGUUAUUGCCUUAUUGGGAAUCGUGAAAGGGGGUGAGGUCUGCUAUGACAAAAUUGGCUGUUUCAACGAUGAUAUACCGUGGUCAGGCACAGAGGAACGGUUAAUAAGCAGACUGCCCUGGUCUCCAGAAGAAAUUGGUAUAAGUUUCUUGCUGCACACUCGCGAGAAUCCUCUUGAUUAUCAUGAGGUCCAGGCUUUCAAUGAAUCCACCUUGUCUACAUCAAACUUUAAAAAUAGCCGCAAAUCUCGCUUUGUUAUCCAUGGCUUUAUCAGCGAAGGAGAGGCAAGCUGGCUGGAAGACAUGUGCAAUGAAAUGUUAAAAGUCGAGGAUAUAAACUGUUUCUGCGUUAACUGGCAGCGUGGAGCACAUGCUCUUUAUACCCAGGCUGUCAAUAAUGUCCGAGUUGUGGGUGCUGUUCUGGCCUACUUCAUCGACACGCUUAUGAACACUACUGGCUACUCUCCAUCAAACGUACACCUUAUUGGCCACAGUCUGGGAGCGCAGGUAUCUGGGGAAGCAGGAAAGAGAAGACCUGGGAUUUCCAGAAUAACCGGUCUGAGUCCAGCAGGUCCCUACUUCCAGGGAACCCCACCUGAGGUCCGCCUGGAUAUAACAGAUGCAGAACUUGUGGAUGUAAUUCACACAGACACUUCCUCCCUUAUUGCCCAUCUAGGGUUCAAAGGUUAUGGAACCAGCCAAUUGCUUGGUAAUCUGGACUUUUUUCCUAAUGGAGGAGAAGGGAUGCCAGGAUGUGAGUUUCACAUCACUAUGCUCUUUCACCCUGAUGAGCUAUGGAAAGAUGGUGGUCUCUUUGCAUGUAAUCACCUCCGAAGCUACCGCUAUUAUACAGCAACCAUCUCCAAUCGCGAGGGCUUUAUUGGAUUUAAAAGUGACUCUUAUGAGCAUUUCCAACUGGGUGAGGGGUUCCCAUGUCCAGCAAUUGGCUGCCCAUUAAUGGGUCACUAUGCAGACACCUAUGCUGGAAUAACACCAGAUAACCAAGUGUUUUACUUGGACACUGCUGCAGAAACUCCCUAUUCAAGUUGGAGAUACAAGAUAACUGUCCGGGUGAAAGACAUGAUGACUCUGCUUCAAGAUUCACAGAUUUCUUUACAUGGGAGUCUUGGGCAGACCAACAAAUAUCAAAUUUACAGUGGAUACAUAACUGAAGACGCUAUUUACACGACAUACAUUGAUGUGGAACUUUAUGUUGGAGAACUCACUCAAGUGAUAUUUCACUUCAAAGAGGAUCUGCCUGACUUCUUGCAACCCCCAUUAGCCAAUGAGACAAUUGCCAUACAGUUUGGAAAAGAUGGAAAGAUGUAUAAUUUCUGUGGAAAUGAAACUUUAGAAAAACAAGCCAUCUAUCUUCCAUUAUGUUAA
This is a messenger RNA of Pelobates fuscus (common spadefoot toad), 1417 nucleotides long. Its product is annotated as pancreatic lipase-related protein 2-like. The transcript has 13 exons. The coding region runs from base 11 to 1417 and encodes 468 amino acids. NCBI's taxonomy places the organism in Eukaryota, Metazoa, Chordata, Amphibia, Anura, Pelobatidae. Gene Ontology annotation, molecular function: protein binding; triacylglycerol lipase activity. The record is from RefSeq and is a predicted model, not a curated record. Gene Ontology annotation, biological process: lipid catabolic process.